Molecule: messenger RNA, 1273 nt
Organism: Sinocyclocheilus rhinocerous
Lineage: Eukaryota; Metazoa; Chordata; Actinopteri; Cypriniformes; Cyprinidae
Product: proline-rich protein 15-like
Exons: 1
Coding region: 10-384 (124 amino acids)
Source: RefSeq, a predicted model, not a curated record
GUUUUAACAAUGACUGAGAAAACAGCUCCCUGGUGGAGGUCUUUCGUGGGCAAGAGGAGAAAGGCAGCCAGAGAAUCUGCGGUGACACUGGAACAGGACCUCCGUAAUCAGGCUUCAGCAGGGUCCACACAGCAUCCCUCCGCUGAGCCGGACCAACGGCUCACUUCACCGACACGCCCAGCGAAAGAAGAGGGCAACUGCUUACCGAGCGACGAAACAUAUGACGACUCCGCUGUUCAGCCAACAUUCAACGAGAGCUCCAAUCGCCGCAAUCUCACCGUGUCCCGCUCCGGACGCUUCAAAGAGAAACGGAAGACGCGCGUCAGUCUUCCACAGAACCACGGAGAUGAUGGGAAAUCAGCCGACGUCCAGUCAACCCGCUGAUUGCCACUGCGGUUUGGUAGAGCACUAAAUACGGCACUACCUCCCUUCUGACACUGUUGAACUCAAUUUGACUCAUGAAUGCACUUAUAUGAAGGUAUGAGGAUAGCCUUUUGGAGUAAGUUAUCCAUAUUACAGAAGCUUUAUUUUCCAAAUGCUGGAAAUAAUGACAUUUCCCUGCUGAAAAAAACUGUUUCUUAGUCAGGCUAGUCUUUACAGGUUUUAAAGGGGUUUUGGGCACUUUACAAUAGCUGGAAGACCAGCUGGGCCAGUCUGGAUUACUAACUAGGCCAGCCUUAACCAGCUAAGACCAGCAAACCAUAAGAUGUUUUUUUUUUGCCAGCAGGGUUAUUGGACAUUCAGCAGAAUAAUUUUUGUGAAGGAUACAACUUAAAAAUUUUUUUUUUAGAGAUUUGUCAUACAUAAUUUGCACUGUUUUGUGGUGUUGUUGCAAUAUUUUACGAAGGACUGUACAUUAGAAGGAUUUAGCAGCAUAUAUUUUUAAUGGUAAUCAGUGUGCUGCAAGCACAGCCUUAUCAUGACUUGUUUUUAAUGCUUGUGCAUGCAUGCCACAUAUUUUUAAAGGGGUUAGGGUGGUGGUCCUAUCCGUCCAGAAUCAGAUUAUUACUGUAUAUGCCAUGAUAGUCAUGCAUUCGACAUGUCAGAAAUCAAAGCCAUGCAUUUUCUUGUGUAGUUUGUUUUAUUGAAUCCACCUUGAUAGUAGUGAUUCAUUCUCCCACUGCAAAACAGUAGUGCUAUAUUUUCAUUAGACAAACCAAAGAUUCUAUUCUUAUAAUGUUUAGUUAACAGAGUCAAGAGAAGCAAUAUAACUAAACUAUAAACUGUUAGUUUAGCAAACAGUGUUUACGGUAGUUAUAUGAGUAUAUUAUUG